GGCAAACCCCUGGAGGACAUGCCCAUGACAGUUGGCCACCGGAGACCUGCUUGUUUUCAGCGUAGACAUCUAAUUUGAGACUGUUAUACACCUGGGAUGCGAGUUCCAAAAAAGGAUACUGCUGGAGCCAGGGAAAGGAGGGUGGGGGGUAAAAAGAGAGGGGAGAAACCAGAAGAGGAAACCCCCUUGGUAGAGUCCAUCAGUGCAUGUGUAUAAGUGUAUGUGCUGAAACUGCAGAGGUCGCUUAGCAGAGCUGGAAUGACUUCUUUCCACCGCCAUGGGGGAGAUGGUGAAUGCCUGGUUCGCUGAGCGCGUCCAUACCAUCCAGCCAUCUGCAACCAAAGAAAAUCCUCCACAGCAGCGGGUACACCAGUCCUCCACAGACCCUGCUCCCCCCUCUGCCUCCACCAUCCUCCCACCCACCUUCAGCCUCCUGGACAGCCGCUGCCCUUCACCUGCCACGAUCCCUAGCCCGGCCCCCAGCACCCCGACUCGUAAAAUCUCAGCAUCAGAGUUCGACCGCCCGCUCAGACCCAUCGUGGUUAAAGACUCUGAGGGCUCUCUGACAUUUCUGAGCGACGCUGACCGUGUAACUGUCCCUCUCCGUGGCUCAGUGAUGGGUGAGGGUGGUGUUGUUGGGGUAGGUGGUAAUGGCAGUGGAUGCAGCGGGGCAGGUAAUGGCAGCGGGGGUGACCGCUGCGCCAGGCUGCUGGAGCUGGUGAAGGAUGUGUCGAGUCAUCUGGAUGUGACAGCACUCUGCCACAAGAUCUUCCUCCACAUCAACGAGCUGAUCGCUGCAGACCGCUACUCACUGUUCCUGGUGGGUGAGGACAGCUCCAACAGAAAGUUCUUGGUCAGCCGAUUGUUUGAUGUGGCCGAGGGAUCCACAUUGGAAGAAUCCUCCAGUAGCUGCAUCCGGCUGGAGUGGAACAAGGGUAUUGUGGGACAUGUAGCUGCAACGGGCCAGCCACUCAAUAUCAAGGACGCGUACGAGGACCCCAGGUUCAAUGCUGAGGUUGACCUGAUCACAGGCUACAAAACCCAGAGUAUCCUUUGUCUGCCCAUCAAGAACCACAGAGACGAGGUAGUCGGAGUAGCUCAAGCUAUCAACAAGAAAAGUGGGGAGGAUGGUGCCUUCACUGAACAGGAUGAAAAGGACUUCUCAGCCUAUUUGGCCUUUUCAGGCAUUGUACUGCACAACGCUCAGCUCUAUGAGACGUCGCAGCUGGAAAACAGACGCAAUCAGGUGCUGUUGGACCUGGCCAGUCUGAUCUUUGAGGAGCAGCAGUGUCUGGAAGUUUUACUGAGGAAGAUUGCAGGAACCAUCCUGUCCUUCAUGCAGGCCAAGGCUUGUACUGUCUUCAUUGCUGACGAAGACUCAAUGAAUUCCUUCUCCAGUGUCUUUCACAUGGAAUACGAGGAGCUUGGUGAAGUCCUAGACGCUCCCAAAAGGGACUGUGAUGUUAGUCAAAUUAACUACAUGUAUGCUCAGUAUGUUAAAAACACCAUGCAGCCUCUCAACAUUGCAGACGUCACCAAGGACCAACGCUUCCCCUGGACAAGUGAAAACACAGAUCGCACCAGCAACCAAAUAAAGAGUUUGCUCUGUACUCCCAUCAGGAAUGGCAAGAAGGACAAAGUCAUAGGUGUAUGCCAGUUGGUGAACAAGAUGGAUGAAGCGUCGAGCAGCGUGAAGGCCUUCAACAGAAACGAUGAGCAGUUCCUGGAGGCAUUUGCUAUCUUCUGUGGUCUCGGCAUCCAGAACACACAGAUGUAUGAAACUGUGGAGAGAGCAAUGGCAAAGCAGGAAGUCACUCUGGAGGUCCUGUCAUAUCACGCCUCCGCCGCAGAGGAAGAAUCGCGGGAACUCCAGGUAACCGCGGUAGCCACUGUUCCGUCAGCCCAGUCGUUGCAUCUUCUGGACUUCAGCUUCAGUGACUUUGACUUGUCGGACACUGAAACCACGUUGGCUACCAUACGCAUGUUUGUCGACCUCAACCUGGUCCAGAACUUCCAGAUGAAAUACACGAGUUUAUGCCAGUGGAUUCUGAGCGUGAAGAAGAACUACAGGAAGAAUGUGGCCUAUCACAACUGGAGACACGCCUUCAACACAGCCCAGUGCAUGUUCACCCUCCUCAAGUCAGGACGCUUACAGAAUAACCUGAGCGAUCUGGAGGUCUUGGCUCUGAUGAUUGCAACGCUCAGCCAUGACCUGGACCACAGAGGAGUCAACAACUCCUACAUACAGAGGAGCGACCAUCCACUAGCCCAGCUCUACUGCCACUCCACCAUGGAGCACCACCACUUCGACCAGUGCCUCAUGAUCCUCAACAGCCCUGGAAACCAGAUCCUAAGCGGUCUCUCCCUGGAUGAGUACAAGGCCACUCUGAAGAUGAUCGAGAGGGCUAUUCUGGCCACUGACCUGGCCCUGUACAUGAAGAGGCGAGGGGAGUUCUUUGAGCUCACCAAGAACAGCCAGUUUGUUUGGGAGGAAGAACAUCACAAAGACUUACUGAGGUCAAUGCUGAUGACUGCAUGUGACAUCUCAGCCAUCACCAAGCCCUGGCCGGUGCAAAAAAGGAUUGCAGAGCUGGUGGCCACUGAGUUCUUUGAACAGGGGGAUAAGGAGAGGCAAGAGCUGAACAUUGAACCUAUUGACCUGAUGAAUCGUGAGAAAAGAGAUAAGAUUCCCAGCAUGCAGGUGUCUUUCAUUGAUGCCAUCUGCACUCAGUUAUAUGAGACUUUGGCUGGUAUGUCGGAGUAUUGCUCCCCAUUGUUGGAAGGCUGUCAGAAAAACCGGCAGCAUUGGAAGCGUUUGGCCGAAGAGUGCGAGAAGGGACUGGGCAACGGCUUGGUGUGAUCCCAAAGCCAGUUUGGCUUUCAACCAACACAAAUUCCCAGGGUUCUCCCUGUCCAACCUGGUCUCGCAGAUUUCAUGAAAUUAGCAUGACAUACAGUACAUGAAUGACAGAACAAAUAAGAUGUUUUGUGCAAGGAAAGUGACCCAAAAUUUAUUUCCCUACCAGGAAAAGAUUAUAUAGUGAAAAUAAAAAAUACAUUUGGUUUGAUAGUGAAAAGGCAGAUACCAUUGCCCUCAACUUCAGAAAUCGUAGAGCAGGUUCAGGUCCCAACUUAUGCCAAAAGUUUUCUAACGCUUUAAGAAUAAUCCCGGUUUUUCGGUUUUCUCUCUGCUUUCUUAUUUUCAUAGGUUUGUCCAUCCUUCCAAUUGGUAAUAAUUAGGUUACACUCACCGAGGUAAUUGCUCAGAUCUGGGAAUACAGUAGCAUCACUGAAGAAAAUGAGCCAUGCUAACAGUCAGGCUGCACUUAGGCACAGCAGUGCUUUGAGCUAAAUGCUAACAUAACCAAGUAACACGGACAGGUUCACAGUGCUAACAAGCUGAGAUUAGGGCACAGUGUUGAGGUACAGUAUAUUGUUUCCCAUGUUCAUCAUAUGAUUUUAGCGAGGUAGCAUGGUUGCAUUUGCUUAUUAGCACUAAAGACAAAGAACAGCUGAUAAUGAUGGGAAUGUAAUUAGCUUUGCAAGCAUUUACACAUUAACCAAAGUAUCGCUACAGUAAAGGUCAAGGAUCAUUAAAAUCCUUACUGUUCAUCCUAUGGGAACCAUGAAUGUCAGUACAAAUUUCCAGGUAAUACAUCAUGUAGAUGUUAUCUCAGUCUGGUCAUUCUUGGUGGACCAAGUGACAGACUAACAUUGCCACCCAUAGAUCCAGACUGCAGACAGCCGAAGUUAGGAACCACGAGACUAACAAAAUCUCUGGUUAGCCAAUCUAUUUUGGAAUAGAGAACAAAUGUGAACAAUGAUAUUAUUAGCCAAGAUGUCUGUUAUAAACAUCCAUCACAGUUUACUAGAUUAACUAUACUUGCUGUAUUUCGGCACAAUGAAGGAUUAUUACCGACAUUUCUCUUUGAGGUGUACUCCGUUUCAGUUUUACUACAAAUAAAGUGGUUCCCAUUAACCAGCUAAACUGUUGGCUUGUUUCCAACCACUCUGAUCAUUGGACUGCUCAUUUCUUGCCCUGCCUUGACUUUGCUUUAGCAAUUUCACCAUUUUCCCAGAUCUCAAUAACUUUGGUGAGUACAUAUACCAAAUGGCCAAAACUACAAAAAUCAGAAAAAACCUUAAACAAAUUCUUGCCUUAGCUCAAUUUAGCUGUUAGCUCAGUCACAUGAAAAACAGGUGAGAACGACGUACAAUUUUGUGUCCAUGUGUCAUCACUGUUUCAGAGGGUAUGCUCAUUUCAUCAAACUUUGUGAGACUUGUCUUCCUGUUGUCACCAUUCUUUUAUGGCUGUCACUCACCAGAGACGAUAACAGAAUCAGCACUAAGCUAUAUUUAUUACCCUAGCCAUUUUUAUUUUUGCACAGAGUGGCUUUCAUCUUGAAGUCUCACCUACACUAUCUCUCACAGGUAGUGAAUUUUAGGGGAACACUGAAUGGUAAGACAUAGAUCCUUAGGGAUCAGCACCAUUCCAGUGGGCUACAGAUAUUGUACUCACUGUAUACUUUACAUAGUGUCACAAUAAUCUGAUAUGCCUUUUAAAUGUUUUCAUUCACAGCACACACACAAGGGUUUGAGUCUUUUUUAACAUUUUUUUCACUCAUUGUCUUAACUAUUGCAUAUUUAUUUUUAUUUUAUAUUUAUUAGAGUUUCUAUAUUGUAAGGUCAUUCUUUUGUCAAGAGAAAACAAUUCUUUAUAUAGGAAAUGUAGUUUUCAUACUUAAAAAUCCCAUCUCUGUUCUUUGAAGGAUCUUGCGUUGGAACAACUCUUUCAGAUGAAAAUUGGAAAUGAACUGUAUUGUUAUUCAAUGUUUUUUUUCUUUUCAAAAUGUAAAAUAGCCAAAGACUAGGCCAGCAAUUUCAAAGGGACAUUGGUCUAGAUUCUUCCACUGCCUUGUUGUGAUAAAAUAGGACAAAUUCACAAUUUAGAGAAAAACAUAUUUUAUCUGUCCACAUCUCUCUGCACCCAUUAAUGUCUUUUCCCGACAAUAGGCUGUUUUUACACCCCAUUAUUAUAACUGAACGAUGAAGUGCUGUUUGCAAUGUGGACAGCCUGCCCAGACUUUGUUGUGAUUUAUUACUUUGAUUUCACAUACAUUUCCGCCAACAUUAGAACACAACUUAACUUUUCUGAAAACCAACAAAAGACCGCACAGGGGGUCAUCUAGUACCGACAUUUUACAUUGUGCCCUGCCCACUAAAACACAGGAUUUCAUCUUCUGCUUUGAAAUAUACAUCCAUUUUUUUUGUAAUUACCAGUUAUCAGUUAGUGCAUUACAGGUAUUUAAGGUUUAGGAUAAUAAGAUGUUGGGUGUUUGCUCACACUUCCACAUUCAAAUCACUUUACACUCUUAUACAAAACUUUAGUACUCUGUACGCACAACAGGUGCAACCUAUUUGCAUUUUAUCAUGAGCAACAAACAGGCCAGACAGCCUGGUCAUAACUAAAGCACUUUUGUAGACGCACAUGCUCAGAAAGCUCAUUUGUAUCUGUGGUUGUUUUGUACUUAGAAUAAGUCUCCAGGACUGUACAUGUCCUCUACAUGUGCCUGUUGCCUAACCUCUGCUUUUUCAAAAACAAAAUAUCUGAUUUCCUCACUGCUUCAGUCUCUGGGUUGUUUCAGAGAAAUUUGCUUCUCUUUUUGUUUUGUUGCAUGUACAUGAGCGGGCAUUGUACCAGAGAGAGGUUUUUUUUUUUGUUUGUUUUGUUUUUUUUUUUAAGAUGAGAGGCUUUCUACUGCAGGUUAGAAAAUGUAAUAUGCUGAUAUGGUACCGUUAUGAAGGAGGUGUUCCACAUCUGCAACUGUCAACACCACUGAACACUGUGAGCCAAGUAAAUGGUAUGUCCCAUUAAAGAAUAAUGCUUAUUUUCUAUGUGUUGUGUGUGUUGUUUUAU
Molecule: messenger RNA, 5917 nt
Organism: Xiphias gladius (swordfish)
Lineage: Eukaryota; Metazoa; Chordata; Actinopteri; Istiophoriformes; Xiphiidae
Gene: pde5ab
Product: phosphodiesterase 5A, cGMP-specific, b
Exons: 23
Coding region: 278-2860 (860 amino acids)
Biological process (GO): signal transduction
Molecular function (GO): 3',5'-cyclic-GMP phosphodiesterase activity; protein binding
Source: RefSeq, a predicted model, not a curated record